Molecule: messenger RNA, 1749 nt
Organism: Phytophthora infestans T30-4
Lineage: Eukaryota; Oomycota; Peronosporomycetes; Peronosporales; Peronosporaceae
Exons: 5
Coding region: 1-1545 (514 amino acids)
Biological process (GO): snRNA transcription by RNA polymerase III; snRNA transcription by RNA polymerase II; positive regulation of transcription by RNA polymerase III
Source: RefSeq, a predicted model, not a curated record
AUGGACACAAUUGUAAAUCCGUUCGCCACCCCACGUCGCCUGCUUGGAGGCCGAAAGCGCCGCGCGGAAGACUGUAACGACAUCGAGAGCCCCGCGUUCUUCACUGCCAAUGACUUUGCAUCAUUUUCCGUCCGUGGCGAUGCCCACGAGUCGAGCCUUUAUGAAGCACUGGAGACCCGUCGACGGACCAUUCUCACGCCUGUUAAUGAGCCGAAUUCUACCUCAAAACGCUCUGCAGCAAUGCAAAUCAAGCAGCAGUCCAAACAUCUGGUAAAACUACUUGUUGAGGCCAUUGAAAGCCGUCGGAUUCGAGCUCCGGAGAAGAUUUUGGAGCUUGACAAUGCGCGUCGAAGGGUCUCUGGCUUCUCCGUCGUUCAACAUGAACGGUACCUCAUGCUGCAGCGCAAGCUCUUCCAAGCUCAACAGCGUGGACUUCCAGAGGUGCUGGCUCUCUCCCAAGAUGAGGCUACACAGUGGCAGCAAAUGAAAGCGGAGGUUGAGUUGGAACAAGUGGGUUUUUGCAGGAUGAUGGCGAGAAGCCUGGCUGCUGAAUGUGCUUUUAACGAGGCGCACAUACCGCCAGCUGUGAAGUCGUGGGUGAGUGUGAUGUACAAUGCGAUGUUGACGCAGUGUUGGAACGACAUCUAUCGUCUGUAUCCACGAUGGUUUGAGCCAUGCGUGGCAGUUAAGCUGCCUAGUGGCAGUGCUCCUGAUGGAAAUGGCUCUAUUGUGGCGACGGCAAAAGAGGUCGCUGCUCGAGGCACGUGUUGCGUCAUUGACCUGCGCAAACUUGUGGCCGGUCAGCCGCUUCUACACGCUGUGGGUGAUAGCGGAGGGCUGAACGUUGUGUCUCCUCGCCAAGCCAUUUCGGCGGAUCCUCAGGCUGAACAGUUGAUGGAGAAGUACGACUGCGAUGUAGCCAUCUCUUCGUCCACUUUGGUCACUCUCUUUGACAGCGAUACGUCCACUCGCUUCGCCCACGUGCCUGUAGGGUGGGGGAUCCCCUUGAAAAGCCGAGCAAUCAUUCGCGAUGGAGCGGCGAUUACGAAAAAGCGGCUCUUUCUGGACCGUCCAUUGCCAGGAAGCAGUCCAAGCACGCGAGACAAAGUAACGGAAGCUGGACGCGCUGCAUUACUGUCCCGCUUUGAGAGUGAAUCUGUUGUUGGAGGAUCAACAGGCGGACGAACAGCGUAUCAUGUCUGGCAACUUGAUGACAAGCGGAUUCUUGUGCGCAGUACCACACACGUAGGCGUGGUUGUACCUACAUCGUCGGAGAGUUCAUCACAAGAUCAGCAGACCACGACGGCGCCGUUGAGCGUGUUUGUGAAGCCAGAUUAUCAUUUACUGGGAAUUGAAGAACUGCUGACAACGAGCGAGAGAUGUCGCUUCUGGCUGCAUUCAUGGCUUCGAGGUGGUUCAGCCGUUCUAGUGGCUCGAGUGGAUCCCAAGAACGACGCGGUUACCUCGUGGAAGAAUUAUUCUCCUGCGUCGCUCGUCUACGGAGACAGUGCCCAGCAAUCACUCCCCCUCGAGUACUUUGAGUAGGUCGCUGAAAUGUUUUUUUUUUUACAUGGAACUAAUUAUUUUUUAAUGCUGAAUAGUCCUUCCGUGAAAUUUCAGUGGCUUGCGACGCUGUUUGCAACAUUGGGAGAUGUCCCUGUGGGGAAUUAUCUUUUGCGACCACAAGACGGAUACGGCCAAAGCACGUUUGGCAAGAAACGUGGCGGGGUGGAAGUCCUGAUGGCUGCU